AGCACAUCGUUUGUGAUUUCCUCCUCUGUUCUCGUGUCACAAGUUGCCAUAUGGUUUAUGGAGAUUAUAGAUUGCCGAAUGGGGCACUCAAAUUUAGUGAAGUUAGUCCAGUGACAUCUGGGAAAACGCAAACCCCGUUUGAGGACGCUAAUGAAGUAACUGUUCAUCAAAAUGUAAAGCAAAUUCAAACUCUGACUAUUUAACUGCAGAGUUAGGCUAUCCAUAUUUUGUUUGUUUACGUUAACGAAAUAAAAAUAAACAAGGUCAAUUUAAUUCCAAUUUAAUUAUUUAAUGGUGAAUUUGUUUUUGUUUAAAAUUUUGAAUGGAAGUAGCCUACAUCUUUGUAUGCAGGCUAACACGUAGGCAUACUUGUCUUUUUCCAUAUCAAGUUGUAGUAUUGCCACAACCGAAACAAUCUGACUCAUUUCUGCACCACACGAAUCACCUGCUAAGGAUAUGUCUGCAAUCGACGUUAGUUUCGAGUGACUAGUAGGGCACUUGGCAAUGGGGCCGAGUCAGUUGCAGUAGCAGGAGCAUGAGCAUGUUGAGACGUGGUAGCAAAACCAGCUACAACCCUUACGCUACAAGUCGGAGAGUUAAAAAAUCAGACGCGAAAGCCAAGGACCAACUGGAUAUUCUGCCUAACAAGCCCAACGUAUGGCUCAAACAGCUCUCCAUUCUCCAAGAGCAGCCCCGGAGAGAUGGGGUUGAGAUCACCGUAGUCCCUUCAUCCUUCUCCACCUCCUCCUCCCACCUCUCCCCUGCCACGGCUGGCUUCCUGGACUCCUCGCUGUCCUGCCCGGGCACCCCAGCGACACAGCACGCCAAGCAGGGCGUCCCUGGCUCCUCCAACAUGGCCACGCUCAGGAGACCCACCUCGCUCAGUCGACAUGCCAGCGCUGCAGGGUUCCCUCUGCAGUCGUGGGUGUUCACCAAGGGCCAGGGGAAGGGCCCCCCGACGCCCACCAACCCCGCGGAGGGCCUGGAGAGCACGGCCAUCGAGGUGGAGGACAUCCCCGCCCUGCUGCGGGACGUGGCCCGCUUCGCCGAGGCGGUGGAGAAGCUGAAGGACGUGGUGCUGGCCGAGGGUAAGAAGGAGAGCCGGCGGCCCGUGGCCCACGAGUGCCUGGGGGAGGUGCUGCGCGUGCUGCGACAGGUGAUCAACACCUACCCUCUGCUCAACACCGUGGAGAUCCUGACCGCUGCCGGCAAACUCAUCUCCAAGGUCAAAGGCUUUCACUACGAGCUUUGCAACGACGCGGAUAAGCAGGACUUUGAGAAGGCCAUUGAGACCAUCGCAGUCGCUUUCAGCAGCAAUGUGUCCGAGCUGCUCAUGGGCGAGGUGGACAGCAGCACCCUGCUGUCCCUGCUGCCCACAGAGAAGAGCAGGUCUCUGGAGAACUUGUACGCUGUCUCGGGACACGGAGCCGACGGGGGUCUGUUGAGGAGUUACUCCCAGGACAUAGUCCAGGACGUCGACGUCAACGAGGUCCUCCAGCGGAGCGAGGGAGGGGUGGACUCGGCGCUGCUCUACGCCAAAACCAUCUCCAAGUACAUGAAGGACCUGAUCACCUACGUGGAGAAGAGGACCUCGCUCGAGAUGGAGUUCUCCAAAGGCCUGCAGAGGUUGUACCAGUCCUGCAAGCACAGCAUCACGCAUCCCCACAUGCCGCUGUUCUCCAUCUACUCCCUGGCUCUGGAGCAGGACCAGGAGCAGAGUGUGGGCCUUCAGCAGGCCUACACCACGCUGCACAACCAGACCUUCAUCCAGCCGCUGAUGCAGCGCAAACAGGAGCAUGAGAAGAAGCGGAAGGAGAUCAAGGAGGCCUGGAUUCGAGCCAAGAGGAAACUGAUGGAGUGCGAGGCGAACCUGCGCAAGGCCAAGCAGGCGUACGUGGUCCGCUGCGAGGACUACGACAAGGCCAAGGCCGCGGCCAGCCGGGCCGAGGAGGAGGCCGGAGGCAAGACCCUGGAGAAGAAGAAACGCGUGGAGGAGGACGCCCGCAACAAGGCGGAGGAGGCGGAGGCCACCUAUAAGACCUGCAUCGCGGACGCCACCACGCAAGACAACAAUCUGCAACACACCAAGGUCACCGUGCUGAGGCAGCUGCAGGAGGUGGUGAAACAGAGUGACCAGACGCUCCGCUCCGCCACCAUCUCCUACUACCAGAUCAUGCACAUGCAGACGGUCGCCCUGCCCGUCAACUACCAGACCCUGUGCGAGAGCAGCAAGCUGUACGACCUGGGCCAGCAGUACGGAGCCUGCAUGCGGGACCUCCAGCUGCCGGAGCAGCCCGUCACCCAGUACACCUUCGAACCCUACUCGCCCUCCAGCUCGGCCCACACGCAUCAGAGCGGCAGGUCCAGGAACGACAGCUUCAACGCGGAGCAGUCGCCCAGCAACGAGGCCCAUGAGUCUAGGGACGCAGAGGUCAACAGAAAGAGGCUGGGUCAUAAAUCCUGGGGAUCCACCGUGAGCGAUGAUAGUGUCGGAGCAGCAGGCCUGGAGUCGCCUACGAUCAGCACCAAUGACGAUGGGAAGAUGGGCCGUAGCUCCUCCACUGGAACCAUGUCCUCCAACGAAGACGCGGACGAUAAGGACGGGAACGUGACCUCCUUCGUACCCCAAACUACGCUCAGGGAAAUGAACGGCCUGGAGCCCGACGUGGUGGUCUCCACCGGUCCCUUCCGGAACAUCGGCCUGUCCAAGGCGGCGCAGACCCACCGGCUCAGGAAGCUGCGGACCCCGGCCAAGUGUCGCGAGUGCGACAGCUACGUCUACUUCCAGGGCGGCGAGUGUGAGGAGUGCUUCCUGGCGUGCCACAAGCGUUGCCUGGAGACGCUGGCCAUCCAGUGCGGCCAUAAGAAGCUCCACGGCCGCCUGCAGCUGUUCGGCCAGGACUUCUCCCAGGUGGCGGGCGCGGCCAGCGACGGCGUGCCCUUCAUCAUCACCAAGUGCAUCUCGGAGAUCGAGAGACGCGCCCUCAAGCUCAAGGGCAUCUACCGGGUGAAUGGGGUGAAGACUCGCGUGGAGAAGCUGUGUCAGGUCUUUGAGAACGGCAAGGAGUUGGUGGAGUUGUCCCAGUGCUCCCCCCACGACAUCAGCAACGUCCUGAAGCUCUACCUCAGACAGCUGCCGGAGCCCAUCAUGCUGUUCCGGCUGUACCACAGUCUGAUGGGCCUGUCCAAGGAGAGCCUGCAGCACGAGGCCGAGAGCCCUGAGAACGAGGGGGCGGAGGGCGGUGCUGCUGGUGGUGGUGGUGGUGGUGGUGGUGGAGUCGGGGGCAAGGGACCCGAGCUGGUGGACCUGGGGGACGACACGGACCCGGAGAUCCUGGUCCUGGUGGAGAAGCUGAGGAACCUCCUGAAGGAGCUGCCCAAGACCAACAUGGCCACCCUGCGCUACAUCAUACGCCACCUCCGCAGGAUCUCUGAGCUGGAGCAGGACAACAAGAUGAGUCCCAGUAACCUGGGCAUCGUGUUCGGGCCGUCCCUGAUGCGGCCGCGCCCCACCGGCGCCACGGUGUCCCUGUCCUCGCUGGUGGACUACCCCCACCAGGCCCGCAUCAUCGAGGCCCUCAUCGUCUUCUACGCCGCCAUCUUCCAGCCCAGGACCGCCACCACCAGCCCCACCGCCACCGCGCAGCAGAUCGGCACUGCAGAGGGGAGCUCUGAGGCCGAGGAAACCAAAGAGACGAGCAGACCGGACUCUGGACAGGUGGAGGAGGAAGGAUGUGCCAGCUCCCCGGGCUCCACGGGCUCCAACGAACGGCUGCCCGACUCCGACCCGGAGACGGACGAGGCGGAGGGCCAGGGGGGCCAGGGGGGCCAGGGGGGCCAGGGGCCCGACAGCCCAGAGAACCGCCCCAGGCUGACCCGGCAGCAGAGCCAGUUCAGCGUGGAGGAUGACGAGGAGGAGGAGGAGGAGGAGGAGGACCAGGAGAGCCCGGAGCCGUCCGGACCGUCGGGACUGCCGGUGAUCUGCAUCGAGACGGAGGAGGACCCGGGGCCGCCGGACGGACGGGGGGAGGUCCCGGCGCUGCCCGACACCGAGCCCCCCGAGGAGGAGGAGGGCGGCGGGGGGGAGGAGCUGAGCGAGGCCCUGGCGGAGCUCAACGUGAACCAGUCCAACAAUAACUGUCCCCUCUCCCCCCAACCCAGCCGCUCAGGGCUGACCCACGUGUGUAGGAAGCAGCUUCCCCUGACCCGGAACAGGGACCAGGAGCCAGAGUUUGUCUGAGGCCGUCGAGGUGUGUAUGUCUCCGUGUGUCCGAGGGGUCCCCUCAGAAAGACGGGGGACCCGGGCUAAUGUGUACGUAAGGACUACAUUGGAAUUUAAGUGUUAUCUUUUUUAUGGUUCAUGUCGCGGUUAAUUAAUGUAAAUUGUCGGUCAAGGGGUGAUUCAUGUGGUACGUAGAACAACCUGUCCAUUUCAGAAGCCAUGUGCGGUUUUAUUCAUUCAAAUGUGUUCUUUCAGAUGCCAUGAGGUUUUAUACAUUCAGAUGUAUACUUUUAGAUCUUUACCAGUGUAUUGUUAAGGGAUUAUUGCCUAUAAGGCCUGAGCGAUGUCUGCAGUUGCAGCUUCAUCGAAUGCCCCUCUGCAGCACAUGUACAAUGAAGUGCUGCUGGUGUAAUUUCAGCACUUGAUGUUUAAACCUUGCCUUUUUAUUAUGCAUGUUGUCUGUUCCUUGUUUUGGACGUUACCGUCAUAAAUAAAUUUCAGGCCAUUUUAAAAAUUUGUUUAUGGAUUUAUGGUUUUAUAUCCAUGAUGCUUGAUAAUUGGAACAUUAACCACUUCCCCGUUUGCCAAAACACGUGUACUCAGGCCAGGAGCAGUUAGGUACAGUAUGGGACUAGUUGUUUUGGGAUGAAUUAACCUCAUUGUUAGUUUGAAUCAACAAAAGGUAAGGCCUUAAAGGUCCCAUAUUAUACCACAAGGUGUGUGAUAAGCAUUAACAAGCAGUUUUUCAAAUCUGCCUCUUCCUGUGUUUUAGUGACAUCACAAGUGUGCGUGUCCACCUUAAUGUGUGCUGGAUAGAUCAGUCUACCAGCCUUUUCAGUGGACUGUAGCAAACGUAGCUCAGUCGUACAUCUAGGUGGAUUUAUUUUGAAAACGGCUUGUAAUUGCUAAGCACACACCUGGUGGUAUAUUACGGGACCUUUUUAAAACAUGUCAGUCUGGUUUUCAGUGUGGGAAGAACUAACUGGUUGGUUGCGUUCAACCUAUUCACUGUAUCUUUAAAGAAAUGGUGGCAAAUUUAAAGAAGCAUAAUUUUAUUAAAUUCAGAGGUUUUUUUUACAAAAAUACAUAGUAGAAAUAACAAAGGGAUCUCUGGUCUGCAGAGAAAGCGGGAUAAGUCAGGAUAUGGCCCAGUGCUGACCCUGUGAGGGCUUGGAAACAACCUAUUGAAGUAUGACCUGAAUUUAAACAAAACGCUUUCGUCGAUUGACCUGGGUCCGGAACUUCCACUUCACGGUCAUACAUUUACUGAACAGCAAACAAUACUUGAUUCAAAUUGUCGCACAUUGGGGUCAUCCUGCACUUGCAGUCAUUCACUGGACCAGUCUGUAUGUGAUGUAGCGCCCAGCGGUCUCACUUGACCUGAUGAUCUUCACAACCUGAAAAGAUACGCAUUGAGUUACAUGAUGCAAUUGGAAUUCAAUGUUUGUGCUGAUAAACACGAUCAGAUGUACUUUAUUAUAAAAUGUAGAAAGAUGUUUACUGUAACCGAACACCAUGUCCGGGAACAUUGACCCAUAUCAGAUAUACACAAUGUCAACUGACAAAGCAACAUUGCCUACAUGUACAAUAACAGCCUGAGGUUGGAGUUGGGCACAUUUUCAUGAAUUGCAUUAUCCCCUCUCCAGAAUUAAAGACUAAUGUAUUCAAGUCACCCUGGCACUUAAUAAAAGUGCUUAGCAUCAUGUAGCAACUCAUCCUAGCUAUUUUAGUUGUAUACAGGGAAUGGGUUUAACCUAGAAAUAGUAAGUGCUUGGCCCUUGUUCCUAUGAACACCCUCACUGUAUUGACAGCAAUAUUAUGUUUGUUUCUUCUGACAAAUGUACGUUUGUAAGUUGCUUAGGAUAAAAGUGUUUGCUAAACGCCCUCAAUGUCAAGGCUGAGGGUUUACCUGUCCUCUCUUCAGACCAAAGUAUCGAGCCACUGGGUCCCCACCCUGGAUUCUAGGCAGCUGACUCUCUUUCAGUUUGCUGGGAUAGAAACGGAGAGGAAUGAUGAGAAAUGUGUGUUGCCUGGUGUCAUACAUCUUGAGAUGACUUGUUCAGUCAACAGCCCUUCCAUGCUUGGUUAAGGCAGUUGCCAAGCUGCUCACAUCCUAUAGAAUUAUACUCACUAUCUUGCCAGUAGUUCAACCACUUCCUCCUUCGUCAUCACGAUAUGUUCAGGAACGAGCUGCAGGCAGAUAUGAUACGCACACACAUCGAUCACAAUAGUCAUUUCGGUACAUAUGAGCUACAACGAUCUUUGUUUUAAAGAUAAUACCUCAUGCUCUGUGAUGUUAAUGAGCAGCUCCUGCUGUAGAAACUGUUCCAGAAUGUACUUUGGUGCCAUGUCAACUAGAGACUGUAAAAGAUAAGCAUGAGCACAACAUUAGAAAUGUAGAGGUUAGGGCUGAGCAAUCAUUCAGUAUUAUUGUACAUCUCUUGGAAUGAUAUUGUAUCGUCAUGAAAUUAAGAUACUUAUCGUGAUGCCCAGUUUUAUAAUUAAAACGAUUGAACAUGAGAACCAUGCCCUUUAAAUGAUCAAAUGUGAGGUCUGAAAUGUUAGUUUGGCGCAGAAACGAGUUCCAGUCAAACAACAUUUUCAACAUUUCCAUGUACUUUAAGAUAAUGACAAUCAGUUAAAACGGUUAAGAAUGUAAUUUUUAAAUUUGUAAGCAUAUUGUAAUAUUUAUCGAUAUUGUGUAAAAUUCGCCUUAUUUAUCGCUAUCAUUUCGAUUUUACCCAGCCCCAUUGGGGUUAUCACACGACUCACUUUCAUAUUGGUUUAAUAGUCAACAUACAAAGUCAUACUAACAAAUAAAUUAGCGUAACCCUUUGUGUGCUCAAGCGUAACCCUUGAGCACACAAAUAUAAUAAUAGCAUCACUACCGCUUGCAUAUACGAUUUUGUUAUCUUUAAAAAUCGGUGGGACUACAUUCCAUUAUAACGGAAAUAUAAACGGCGCAACUGAAGGUUUCACCUGUUUGGCCGAAGGGGUCAUUCCCAUCUGAACCACGAUGAUGGCCCGGGUGAUGUUCUCCUCCUGCAUCCUCUGACAGUACAUCUUGAUGGUCUUGAUUCCGACUUUGGGCUCCUCUAAUCAAUGGGGAGAAAGCUUGCUCGAACUCAUUUCAGAAAAGGAACGACAAACACCAGCCUCAAGAGAACAUGGAUACAUUAUAUUCAAUCAAACAGAUGACCUAUUGCUACUACUGCCUGUUUUACCAUCUGUAUGUUCUGUACACAGGCUCCAAGGGUUCCACAUAAACUUACCGGGGAAGAAAACAAACAUCUGAUCCGUGGGGUCGUCGUUGUGGGCUACGAGCACCGUCAGGUCCGUCCGCCUGGGACGACCCUCACUAGGUUUGUCACCGAAUUGACUCUUAAACUCAUCCAGCGUCUGGUCCAACUCAUCCUGGGUCACCAGAUAACCUCGGUCAUGGCAAAGCUGCAAGGAGGAAAAUCAACUGGUGAAUUAGUGGUAUAGAUAAUAAAUCGUUCAACAGGGUAGACCUGAGUCAGGAGUAAAACAAUAUAUUAACACUACCCUGGCUCAUUUGAACAUCUUUAUUAUGGCAUAGAUCAAAUGGAAUGAUGCCAUCACAGUCGAUUCGGAGUCAGACUGGGA
Molecule: messenger RNA, 7849 nt
Organism: Gadus chalcogrammus (walleye pollock)
Lineage: Eukaryota; Metazoa; Chordata; Actinopteri; Gadiformes; Gadidae
Gene: arhgap45b
Product: Rho GTPase activating protein 45b
Exons: 24
Coding region: 536-4240 (1234 amino acids)
Biological process (GO): activation of GTPase activity; signal transduction
Cellular component (GO): membrane
Molecular function (GO): GTPase activator activity
Source: RefSeq, a predicted model, not a curated record